GCAGCCUUUCUUUGUCUCUGCUACCGUUUCAUCUCCGUCUCUCUCUCGAGUGCGCUACUCUCCCCUCUCUUUCCCUUAACCCUAACCCUCUCUACAACCAUGGCUGAAAGAGGCACAGGAGAAAGAGGAGCCUUCCGUCGUGGCUUUGGCGGUGGCCCUCGCGGUGAUCGCGGAGGCAGAGGCCGCCGUCGUGCGCGCCGUGACGAGGAGGAGAAGUGGGUUCCAGUAACCAAACUGGGCCGCUUGGUGAAGGAUGGCAAGAUCAGAAGUCUAGAGCAAAUUUACUUGCAUUCUCUGCCUAUUAAAGAGCAUCAGAUCAUUGAUACUCUUGUCGGUCCAUCCCUCAAGGAUGAGGUCAUGAAAAUCACCCCUGUCCAGAAACAAACUCGGGCCGGGCAGCGAACCCGGUUCAAGGCCUUUGUCGUCGUAGGCGACGGAAAUGGCCACGUCGGAUUGGGAGUCAAGUGCUCGAAGGAGGUUGCUACUGCCAUUCGCGGUGCCAUCAUAUUGGCCAAGUUAUCUGUUAUCCCCGUGAGAAGAGGUUAUUGGGGUAACAAGAUCGGAAAGCCACACACCGUGCCCUGCAAGGUCACCGGCAAGUGUGGAUCCGUGACUGUGAGAAUGGUGCCCGCUCCUCGUGGUGCUGGAAUUGUUGCUGCACGCGUCCCCAAGAAGGUUCUGCAGUUUGCUGGGAUAGAGGACGUGUUCACCUCCUCCAGGGGCUCCACUAAGACCCUCGGAAAUUUCGUGAAGGCCACCUUUGACUGUCUCCUGAAAACCUAUGGAUUCUUGACUCCUGACUUUUGGAGGGAGACCCGCUUCACCAAGUCUCCCUUCCAGGAGUACACUGAUCUAUUGGGGAAACCAACUAAAGUCCUAAUUGAAGAUGCAGAGAGGGUCGAAGCUUGAUGCAGAGAUUCGAGUCUUGAGUCGUUAAAGAUGAGAAUAUAGGGCCAAGAAUUUCAUGUUAAUUGCUUAGUAGGUUCUUAAGACUUUAAGAAUGUCAUCAUUUUGUUUAUGGUUUUUGUUGGAGAUUUUUGGAUUCAGUAAUAACUUUUGGUGUUUUGAUCAAUUUGCAAAAGGAUUUGUUUGUUUUGAUUUCAA
Messenger RNA from Hevea brasiliensis (rubber tree), 1104 nucleotides. Its product is annotated as 40S ribosomal protein S2-4. The record is from RefSeq and is a predicted model, not a curated record. Gene Ontology annotation, cellular component: cytosolic small ribosomal subunit; ribosome. Gene Ontology annotation, biological process: translation. The coding region runs from base 100 to 909 and encodes 269 amino acids. NCBI's taxonomy places the organism in Eukaryota, Viridiplantae, Streptophyta, Magnoliopsida, Malpighiales, Euphorbiaceae. The transcript is spliced from 2 exons. Gene Ontology annotation, molecular function: structural constituent of ribosome; RNA binding.